CGCAAGCAGUGUAUAUCGAGUUUUCGAGAGAGAGAACGAGAUAUGUAGCGGAAGAGAGGGAGCGAAGAGCUGUAUAUGUCUGCGAGGACAGGGGAAGCCAACGAAGAGGGAUGACCGAAAGAAAUGUUGACAGUCACUUGUCAUCUGGUCUUCCCCCGGCUUCUGCCAUAGCUUUGAAGAGUUUCUACUUUGUCUCUUGCAAGCGGGCGCUACGAUGCUGGGAGCGAAUAUAGGCAGAAGAAAGUUGAAUUGGAAAAGUUUGAAUGUAUUGGGGUUAUGGAUACUACAGAGAAAGCAGAGUAUAGCGUCAGUGUCUUCAUCAUCCUCAACAGCCAAAGCGCCCCUUGAUAUGGCGGCGAAAGAUGGUGAGCUACGAGUUUUCAUUGUCGCUGGUGAGGUUUCUGGGGAUUCUAUUGCUUCCCGUCUCAUGGCUUCUUUGAAGAAUCUGUGCCCUUUUCCUGUCCGUUUUGCUGGUGUUGGAGGGCAUAAGAUGUCCAGUGAAGGAUUGAAAUCGUCGUUUCCUAUGGAGGAUAUCUCAGUAAUGGGAAUAUGGGAACUGCUGCCUUAUCUGUAUACAAUCAGAGUUAAAUUGAAGGAAAUUGUAGAGGCAGCAGCUAAAUUUGAUCCUCAUGUUGUAUUGACAGUUGACUCAAAGGGCUUUUCUUUUCGGUUUUUGAAGCAGUUAAGAGCUAGACACAAUCAGAAAAAGUUGCCUUCACCAGUACACUUCCACUAUGUCGCACCAUCAUUUUGGGCAUGGAAAGGAGGUGAAGCAAGACUACCUGGGCUAGCAGAAUUUGUGGAUCAUCUCUUGUGCAUACUUCCAAAUGAGGCUGAAAUUUGUAAAUUAAAUGGUUUAGCUGCAACCUUUGUUGGGCAUCCUAUGAUAGAAGAUAUUCUAGAGUUGAAUUUGAGAAACAAAUCACCUGCCCUUGAACUGAGGGCUGAAGGAAGCGGUGAAGAUUUCUGUAGCAAGCAUGCAGUGCCCUCAGAAGCCACUGUCAUCAGCGUGCUUCCUGGAAGCAGAGUACAAGAAGUCACCCGAAUGCUACCAAUCUUUGCAAGCACAGUGGAGCUACUGAAAGAGACAUUUCCUCAGUUGAUGACCGUCAUUCAUGUUGCAUCCAAUCUGCAUGUGGAAAAUUACAUUGCUGCUGCGGUUCAUAAAUGGCCUGUUCCUGUUAUAUUGAUUCCAGGGGGAUCAACAAACCUAAAAUAUGACGCUUUUAGUGCAAGCAGAGUUGCAUUAUGCACAUCUGGCACGGCAGCUUUAGAGCUUCAGCUUGCACGUUUACCUUGUGUUGUUGCAUAUCGAGCACAUAUUUUGACUGAAUGGUUUAUUCGGUGCAAAGCAAAGAUACAAUACAUUUCUCUGCCGAACAUUCUCUUAAAUUCAGCCAUUAUUCCUGAAGCGCUUUUUCAAUCUUGUUCACCUGGGAACCUAGCUUCAUUGCUCAAGAAUUUAAUGCAUGAUAACAGAUGUCGAGAGGAGCAAAUAGUUGCAGCUGAAAAGGUUUUCAAACUUCUGUGCCCGUCAGAGAGGAUAGUGCAUAACUUUUCACAAGGAAGUUUGAUAAAUCUUGACUACACUCCAAGUAUAGUUGCAGCACUCACCAUAUUAAAUCAUGGAAGGCAGAAUUCCGUCAUAGAUUAAGGAAAGCCAUGAUGAACAGUUUUUCUGACUCAGAUUGGGGUGAAAUUAUACUGGGCUCGGCCAUGUUCAAGCUUGGCCUGGUGCCCAAUCACAUAUUGGGCUGGAUUGGCUAAUCUGGGUUAGUUGGGCAUUCUCCAUUUUUUUAAAAACUUUGAAUGAUUUAAAGGAAGUUGAGCACUCAUAUUUUUGUACCUAGUGGAUUAUUUUGAGCUUAUGAUUGUUUA
Messenger RNA from Prosopis cineraria, 1878 nucleotides. Its product is annotated as probable lipid-A-disaccharide synthase, mitochondrial. Lineage: Eukaryota; Viridiplantae; Streptophyta; Magnoliopsida; Fabales; Fabaceae. The record is from RefSeq and is a predicted model, not a curated record. The transcript has 9 exons. Gene Ontology annotation, molecular function: lipid-A-disaccharide synthase activity; phospholipid binding. Gene Ontology annotation, biological process: lipid A biosynthetic process. Bases 215 to 1654 code for a protein of 479 amino acids.